AUGGGCCAAGAUGGGCCGAAAAAGAUUGCAAUAAUCAGCGUGUGUUCUCUCCUCCUGGUAGCGCUCAUCGUGGCAGUUCUAUUCGCCGGCCACAACACCCCUAGCAAUAACAAGGUCAAACCAAACACUUCGCAGAAGGCCAUCGCGGCCAUCUGCCAAACCACCGAUUACCAUGACACCUGUUUCAAAAGCCUCGACGGCCAAAACUCCUCCGACCCCAAACAGCUCAUCCAGGCUGCCAUGCAGUCCACCAUCGCUUACCUCAGAACUGCCCUCCAAAACUCCACCGCUCUCAAACAAGCCCAGACCGAUCCCCGUGCCCGCGCUGCUCUAGAUGACUGUGGCGAGCUUGCCAACCUCGCCAUCCACGAUCUCGACAGAUCCUUCGCCAAGUUCAGCCAGUUCGACAUCACCAACGUCGACGACAUCCUCAUGGAGCUCAAGACGUGGAUCAGCGGCUCCAUGACGCACCAGGAGACCUGCCUCGACGGAUUCGAGAAGGUCGACAGCGACGCCGUGGUGCAGAUGAAGCAACUGCUCAACGCCUCCAUGGAGAUGACCAGCAACUCGCUCGCUAUGGUUGCCGAGAUCUCCAUUUUUCUCGAGUCCGCCAUGGGCAUCCAAGGUGCCAGCGGUAGCCGCCGUCUCCUCUCCGAGCAAGACCUUGUUGUGGAGGAGUACGACAGCUGGAUUGACGCCGUCAAGCGGAGGUUCCUCACCGUCCCAGCAGCCAAGAUUAGGCCGGACAUCAUCGUGGCCAAGGACGGCAGCGGCAGGUUCAAAACCAUCAAUGAAGCUCUCCUCCACAUCCCUAAGAACAACAAUAAAGCAUUCGUUCUCUACAUCAAAGAGGGUGUUUACGCAGAGCAGGUGAUGAUCAACACCUCCUUCACGAACCUCAUGAUCAUGGGCGACGGCCCCACCAAGACCAGGAUCACCGGAAACUUGAAUUUCGUCGACGGAGUUGGCACCUACAGAACCGCAACUGUUGCCGUGCAAGGGGAUGAUUUCAUAGCGAGAGACAUAGGCUUCGAGAACGCAGCGGGCGCAGUGAAGCUUCAAGCCGUAGCUCUGCGCGUAAGCUCAGACAGAUCCAUAUUCUACAAUUGCCACAUUGAUGCCUACCAAGACACCCUCUACGCGCAUGCCUACCGCCAAUACUACAAAGACUGCGUGAUAUCCGGCACGAUCGACUUUGUCUUCGGCGACAGCGCUUCCGUCUUCCAAGGCUGCACGCUGCUGUUCCGGAAGCCAUUAGCAACCCAGCAAAACAUCGUGACGGCUCAUGGCAGGAAAGACGCGAGGCAGCCGACGGCGCUGGUGCUCCAAAACUGCACGUUCAAAGCGGAUGCAGAGCUAGAGCCGGUCAAGCACCAGGUCAAGUCUUACCUGGGCAGGCCGUGGAAGGAAUUCUCGAGGACCAUCAUCAUGGAGUCGUUCCUCGACGACUUCAUCCAGCCCGACGGAUGGAUGCCGUGGGAAGGCGAAUUCGGUCUUCAAACCCUCUUCUACACCGAAUUCAACAACCGAGGGCCGGCUGCGCCCAAGGCACAACGCGUCAAAUGGCCGGGCGUGAAGGAACUGCCGCCGGCUCGCAUCAAGCGUUUCACGGCGGGGGAGUUUCUUGAUGGAAACAGGUGGAUACCGAAGCAGAAGGUGCCGUACGCAGCGGGAUUCAUCUUUCCUGUGCCUAAGGAAGAUCCCAACAUUAAGUACUCCCCUGUUUCGACGGAGGAGACCAAAGAUUUGGGAUCUAUUGCAGAUAGAAAGAGAAAACUUCCACUACCUCAACAUCAGGGACCUGCUGCUGCUCCAGGUUUCUCUCCCCACUCAAGCAUAGCAGCCUCACCGAUGCAAGCCGCCUCGCCUUACCCUCUCGGCUAUGGCACAGACGCCACGGCUCCUGUUGGCAAUUGGGAUUCGGAAACUGGGGAAUUGUUUAUAGAUCUCUCUCCAGCCCCGGCUUCAGAAGCUCCGAUUCUCCCUCCUGCAGAGUCUCCUCGAGCUGGUUCUCUGAGGAUUACUCCGGCUUUGACUCCAACGCCUGCUGCAUCGCCACCAGCCGUCACUCCAGGCCGCGCUCCAGCAACAUCGUCUCCUCCAACUGCUGUACUGCCAUCUGUUUCUCCUACAGCGCUUGCGGCCAAGGCAUCUGCUGUGCCAUCUGUUUCUCCUACAGCGCAUGUGGCCAAGGCAGGUGCUGUGCCAUCUGUUUCUCCUACAGCGCCUGCGGCCAAGGCAGCUGCUGCUCCUUCACCUAGCGGUGGUUCGGCGCCUCCUCCUCUAAGGACUUCCUUGGCGGGGCCUCCUGAAUCAAAGCUGUCACCUCAGGCGGCUGAAGCUCCCACUUUUACCGGCGGAUUGUAG
Salvia hispanica is the source of this 2367-nucleotide messenger RNA. RefSeq names its product putative pectinesterase/pectinesterase inhibitor 58. Gene Ontology annotation, biological process: cell wall modification. The record is from RefSeq and is a predicted model, not a curated record. Lineage: Eukaryota; Viridiplantae; Streptophyta; Magnoliopsida; Lamiales; Lamiaceae. Gene Ontology annotation, molecular function: pectinesterase activity; enzyme inhibitor activity.